AUGCUGUGUCUUGAGGGCAAGCUGAACCUUCUGGAGUCCCAGCGCGAGUUGAGCUUUGAGUCGACUCAAACUACACAAGGAAGCGGAGGAGGCGGUGGCACUGCAGCAGAGGACUUCAAGUUGGAUAUGCUGUGCCUUGAGAGCAAGUUGCUUUAUGAGUCGACUCAAAACUCAAGAGGAAGCGGAGGCGGCGGUGACAUGGUAGCGGAGGACUUGGACAUGCUGUGUCUUGAGAGCAAGCUGAGCCUGCUGGAGUCCCAGCGCGAGCAGAACGCGGUGCGAUGCCAGCAGUUUGUGGACAUGCUGCGGAUCGCCACACAGGCGGAGGAGAAGACCAGGGAGGAGACCAGCAGAGGAGCAGGCGUUGCUGGGAAGAAGGAGAGGGCUCCGUUGUUGGCAGUUGAUAGACUGGGCGGCUUGGCUGGCCGGCGGCGGUUGAGUCGUCGCCGGUCGACAUCGGAUUUGUUGGAGGCGAGGAGGCGCGCUUGCGCUGCUGCUGCUUUGACUGCUAGCCAAGUUGACCGAGGGGAAGAGACAGCACCGGAGGACACGUCAGCAGGAGCGGAGGCUGCGCGCUUCGUGGUGGGAUCUAAGAUAUGGGUGGCGCAUGAGAAGGCGGCGUUCGCUGCAGCUGAGGUUACGGCGGUGCAGGACAAUGGGGAGACCGUUGAGGCGAUUCUCGUGGAUCCCAAGGGGGACGACAAGGUGCUCAUCCCUGCGAGGGAGUGCUUCCCCAGGGAGGAGGACGAGGAGAAGGAUCCCAAGGACGACAUGGUGAAGCUGGACCACCUGCACGAGCCGGGCGUGCUGCACAACCUCAGGAGGAGAUACGUGCGCAACGCCAUAUACACCUACACAGGCACCAUUCUCAUCGCAGUCAACCCCUUCAUAUACCUGCCAGGCCUCUACCACCCGCAGCUGAAGAGCCAGUACCGUAAUGUACCUCUGGGACAGCUGAGCCCCCACGUGUUCGCCAUUGCCGACCAUGCCUACAGGUCCAUGAGGGAGGCAGGGCGCAGCCAGUCGGUGCUAAUCAGUGGGGAGAGCGGCGCUGGAAAGACAGAGACCACCAAGCUGGUCAUGGAGUACCUGGCGGGGGCAGGGGUGGCGGAUAAGGCUGCUGCUGCUGCUGCUGGAGCUGCAGGGGCCGUGGGUAUGGGGGGCGGGAGGAGAGGGAGGCGGGGAGGGGUGGAGGCGGUUGUGUCUGCUGAGUCAACUCAAUGUGUUGAGAGAGUGCUGCAGCUCAGCUCAAUCAAUUCCCAGUCUCGCCCACUCGAACACACCCACCCCAACCUCCCCCUACCCCCCAAAACCCCCGUUCCUUCCUUUCUCCCCCACCCUCCUCAUCCUCCUCUGCUGCUCGUCCCCCCCUUCCCUCAUCCCCCUCGUCCCCCCCUUCCUCAAGUUCCCUCGUCCCCGCCCUUCCCUCCUCCACCCCAGUCCAACCAAGUGCUCGAGACGUUCGGGAAUGCCAAGACAGUGCGCAAUAACAACUCGAGUCGUUUUGGCAAGUUCAUCGAAAUUCACUUUGACAGCGACGGCAGGGUGACAGGGGCAGCCAUUCGAUCUUACCUGCUGGAGCGGUCCAGAGUGGUGCAGAUCGGUAGCCCUGAGCGCUCCUAUCAUUGUUUUUACCAGCUGCUCUAUGGUGCCACACCCGAGAAUGCGAUUAUCUUCGGUCUGAGAUCCCCCUCCCCAUUCGUUCGACCAUACCGUAAGAAGCAGAGAAUUAUUUUCUACCCCACAGAGGGUUACCGGGCAGCAGAGCUCCACCUGGCAGCAGAGCUCCACCUGGCAGCAGAGCUCCACCUGGCAGCAGAGCUCCACCUGGCAGCAGAGCUCCACCUGGCAGCAAAGCUCCACCUGGCAGCAGAGCUCCACCUGGCAGCAGAGCUCCACCUGGCAGCAGAGCUCCACCUGGCAGCAGAGCUCCACCUGGCAGCAGAGCUCCACCUGGCAGCAGAGCUCCACUGGUUGAUGUGGGGCGACUGUUAUGAGCUGUGCACCUCCUUCUCCCUCCCUGUUGCCCUUAUUUUCCCUCCCCCACUCCCCUUGCCCCCCUCUCCAUUCCUUCGUCCAUACCGUAAGAAGCAGAGAAGCAUUUUCUAA
Molecule: messenger RNA, 2109 nt
Organism: Closterium sp. Yama58-4
Lineage: Eukaryota; Viridiplantae; Streptophyta; Zygnematophyceae; Desmidiales; Closteriaceae
Source: the annotation of a GenBank genome assembly